Messenger RNA from Aspergillus sclerotioniger CBS 115572, 563 nucleotides. RefSeq lists its product as uncharacterized. Bases 69 to 557 code for a protein of 162 amino acids. NCBI's taxonomy places the organism in Eukaryota, Fungi, Ascomycota, Eurotiomycetes, Eurotiales, Aspergillaceae. The record is from RefSeq and is a predicted model, not a curated record. The transcript has 3 exons.
CAAUUUUAUUAAGCAUCACACAAACUCUACUAUCAUCUCCCAUCAAGACUUCCAAAUCUCACCUCAAAAUGAAAUUCUCCCUCAUCACCCUCACCGGCCUCGCCACCGCCAUCUCCGCUGCCUCCCUCCCCGCGCGCUUCUCCCUCGUCGCCGAUGACAACUCCCCCGUCCUUACCAACGGCCAAUACGUCUACAUCGGCAACGACACCUCCAAGCCCCUGCAGAAGCUAAUCCUAACCUCCAGCACGAGCGGCGCCCUCAGCUACCUCCCCAAGAACGCCGUCCCAACGGCCUGGCAAAACCUCUACAUCGUCGAAGACACCGUCACGGCGAUCUCCUUCACCGUUCCUCACUCGGCUGCUGUGCCCGAUCACGCCAAUACCACGGGCUUUGGGGUGAAUGAGCAGGGUCUUCUCACUCAUGGUGGGAAAGCUUGGUUUGCCGUCGAUGGGUAUGGAGAUGUUCCGGCUAAGGAGGUGAAUUGGUAUGGGGCGCAUAAUUCGGAGUAUAUGGCGGCGAAUUUGAGGGUUGUGGAGUGUAGUACUAAGGAGUGUUAGGGGUGG